AGUGUUAAUGCGGUCUGCAUGCAUUAGUUUUCUUGCAAAGUCUGGCAUAACAUAAAGAAUGAACACUCUUUUAAUUAACAUAAUUUUUGUAACGCUGUUUUGGACUCGUGUCAGUUCAUUUGGGUUUCAGAUGCCGGGCAGAGAGUUCCAGAUGUCUUACGGUUUACCAACUUGCACUGCAGAAAUACGUGAACAGAGCUGUUCAUGCCGGCAACCGGUGUAUAAUUUAAGUGCCAUUCCGACUAAUGUUGAUUUCCUGCAAAUAGGCAUUUUUCCAUGGGAAUUCGAAAUCUGCAGUCCCCGCUAUAUUCUGCCGGUAGUUGAUCCGUUGCCAUCGCUUCCCAAAAUCACGCGUCUUGAUAUCGGGAGUGUUUCAAUGACGUCCGAUGACCCGCCUUUUCCUAUUGCCGCUUUUCUUACCAAUGUCAAGAAACGAGUUGUCCUUUUAUUUAUCCAGAAUACGUUUCUGCCCACCAUUGCGCGGGAUACGUUUGAGGGGUUUUUUGCGUUACUAUAUUUGCAACUGAAGCGCAACCGAAUGUCGACGAUUGCACUCGAUGCGUUUGAAUCGUUUGCACCAGUUAGCGGAAGCGCAUCGUCUUACCAGUUAGGAUUCUUGGAUAUUUCUGACAAUAAUUUCAAGACGUUUGACUGGUCAGUGUUCGAGCCGCUGGCUGCUGACAUUGCAGUAAUUAGCCUAUCCCGCAACAAAAUCUCUGAACUUUCCGUGAGCCAUCCGUUUGUCAUGCGCGACAUACUGCGGGUUUCCCUGGAUGGAAAUAACCUGACGGAUGUGGAGCAGCGUUUCCUGGACAGUCUUUCAGCGUCCGGUUCGAGAUCGGGGCUUAAUUUGCAGUGGAAUCCUCUCUGUUUGGAUGACGAACAAUGCCACUGCUCGUCUUUGAAUAACCUCCGGAAUUUUUUUUCGAAACCAAUCCGCGACUAUCUGCAGCGGAUCCCGGGGAUCCGUAAUUUGUUCCCUGCAAUCCAGGAUAAUGCGCCGAUUUCUGACACAUGGACUUGCGGCAACUAUACAAUUCAGGAACGAUCCGGCUUCCAGACCAAGUUUUCUGACUCAAACAACAGCAGAACGUAUGGAUAUAACAAAUUUGGGGAGACCAUGUUGGGAAAGAACGGCUAGAUUCAGUAUACAAAAAUCACAGGAAGAAGCAAUCUGUUAAGUUCUUCUUCAAACGCAUUUUUACA
Molecule: messenger RNA, 1206 nt
Organism: Paramacrobiotus metropolitanus
Lineage: Eukaryota; Metazoa; Tardigrada; Eutardigrada; Parachela; Macrobiotidae
Exons: 2
Coding region: 59-1141 (360 amino acids)
Cellular component (GO): voltage-gated potassium channel complex
Molecular function (GO): potassium channel activator activity; voltage-gated potassium channel activity; transmembrane transporter binding
Source: RefSeq, a predicted model, not a curated record